This is a messenger RNA of Peromyscus maniculatus bairdii (prairie deer mouse), 1600 nucleotides long. NCBI's taxonomy places the organism in Eukaryota, Metazoa, Chordata, Mammalia, Rodentia, Cricetidae. The record is from RefSeq and is a predicted model, not a curated record.
AUGAUACAUUUUGACUCCAUAGGAUUCUCCACGUGGGAGAAGAAUGAAAACCUCGUGCAAUCAAGCAGGAAGUACAGGGAAGAUGACACCAAUGACCUACUUAAGGCAGAUGAAAUAGAUUCUGAAAAGAAAUACGGGUCAGAAGACAAGGGGAGUGAGCAGUCUCUCUGGAAACAUGGAGCCAAGCAGCAGAAAAUGAGCACCCUGGGGAAGACAAUGGCACAAGAAAGCUUCUGGGAGGAAGAGAUUGGGGCAAAGGGAGACACUGCAGUCCAGAUGUCUCAGGCACUUGGCUUAAACACAGACAAAGACAUUCAUCAAGGCUUCCAAAGUCUGCUCAGUAACUUGAACAAGCCCAACAGAAAAUACUUGCUUAGAAUGGCCAACAGGCUCUUUGCAGAAAGCACUUGUGAAUUCCUCCCAACCUUUAAGGAGUCCUGUCUUCAGUUCUACCACUCAGAGCUGGAGCAGCUGUCCUUCGUCAAAGCAGCAGAGGAGUCCCGGAAACACAUCAACACGUGGGUCUCCGAACAGACUGAAGGGAAAAUUCCAGAGUUGCUGUCGAGUGGCUCAGUUGAUUCUGAGACCAGGCUGGUUCUUGUCAACGCCUUAUAUUUCAAAGGAAAGUGGCAAAAAGAGUUUGACAAAGAACGCACAAGGGAAAUGCCCUUUAAAAUAAACCAGAGGGAGACAAGACCAGUGCAGAUGAUGUAUCAGAAAGACGUAUUUAAACUUGCCUAUGUGAAAGAAGUUGAGGCAAAGAUGCUGGUGAUGCCCUAUGAUGGCAUGGAGCUGAGCUUGAUAGUCCUGCUCCCAGUUGAUGGUGUGGACCUCAGCAAGGUGGAAAACAAUCUCACUUUUGAGAAGUUAAUGUCUUGGACCAAACCAGACUUUAUGAGGAGCACUAGAGCUGAGGUUUUACUUCCAAAAUUUAAACUGCAAGAGGAUUAUGACAUGAAGUCUGUGUUUCAGCACUUGGGAAUGGUGGAUGUCUUCCAAGAGGGCAAGGCCGAUUUAUCAGGAAUGUCUCUGGAGAGAAACUUGUGUGUGUCUGAGUGUGUUCACAAGAGUGUUGUGGAGGUGAAUGAAGAAGGCACCGAGGCUGCAGCCUCCACCAUGGUAAAUAUAUGCUGUUAUUCAUCUGGUGGUGACCCAAGGUUUUGUGCUGACCACCCCUUCCUUUUCUUCAUCAGGCACAAUGAAACCAAUACCCUCCUGUUCUGUGGCAGGUUCUCUUCUCCAUAAAGACACAUUUACUAUGUGGGAAACAGUUCCCUAUUCAAUCUAUUCUAUCUUGACAGCUCUUACAACCCUGUGAGAAUGGACAUAUAGGUUGAACUCAUGUUCCAAGAUGAGGGCACUUUCCCCCUUUCAACCUGAUCUUAUGAUGCCCAUAUUCCUCUUCCCUAUCCUGAUAUUCAUCAGUGCCCUUUGCCAGGUCAUAGGAUCACAGAGUGGUUGUGUUUCUGGUUGUGUAAACAACAAAGGAGGCAAACAAUUCCCUCAAGAGAGCCUACAAAGUUCUUUAAGGUGACCCUAAAUAAAUGCCCACUCACUGCACAGACAAUCCAUGCCAGCUUUAUAUACUGUUUUUCUCAAC